GCUCAAGCAAGAUAUUCCCACAGAUAUACGAUGCAUGCUUUGAGAUUAUCUUAGUUUACAGACAAUAAGAUCGACCUCACGUCAUACUGGCGACUCCUUUUCGACGCCAAAUGUGACGUACCUCACCCAGUCCUAUGGCUGCCAGGAGCCGAUUCCUGCCUGAGAUCAGGGCUCACGACAAAAAGGAUGGCUUCGUGCCUGCGCGUGCAUACACGUCAAAGCUCGGCUCGUGGAGAUUCCUCCGACGUCGACGUACAAUCCUAGCCAUACUUGGGAUAUGCUUCCUGUAUCUAUUCUUCAAGAACAUGCCCACAGACUUGCCGCCAGUCUCAGAACGUUACGAUUCGCGCUUCGGUCGAUUGAGUCCCGGGCUACAACAACAGCAAGCAUGGCAAAGUCAAGAACAGACCGGUAUCGGAAAGGACAACAAUUAUGAAGGGCCUAUAGUGUUUCUACACCUCGGAAAGUCCCUUCGCAGGGUCUCCGCUACUCGCGACUCAAAGGGUAGUAUUCUGUUUGCUGUAUCAAGGCUCGAGAGCAUACCACGAAUACUGCCGGUCGCUUGUUCCAUGGCACAGUACAAUCGAACUCGUGUGCAAGUCGCCUUCAUGGGACGUUCAAUUGCCAGCUGGGCAGACAUAAAAGCUCUGAACGGUAUUCCACGCGACGACUGUGAUGUACUUCUUCACGAUGCGCGGCCAGACUUUCCAGCCCUCUCGUCUGAGACGAGGUUGGAUGUUAGUGCUAGGGCAAGCUUGGGACACAUUCAUUCAUAUGCACAGCUUAGUGCGGUACUAGUCGGCGACGAUGACUUCGAGGCUGGCUAUUUUGUCAAAGCAUUGAGAGAGAAAUCCAAUGCGUUGGGUCUUUCACUUAUCGCUCUGCCUGCUGGUGGUCUCGGAAGUCUCUCUUGGGUUUCCUCUCUGGGAGCUGCAUCUCUGAAUCAUGUCAGCAAGAUUCACGUCGAUAUUGUGAUCCAGGCACAGCCCGAAUCUUCGGCAUCGCUCAUUCGGCUUCUACGUUCAAUCAAAGAAGCGGAUUACUCUGGCUGGGCCGUGCCACGCCUGAUCAUCGAGCUUCCAGCCGAUGUCGACCCGUUCCUUUCUGACUACAUUUCACGCUUUCAGUGGCCCUCUGAUGAUAGCAGUGGUAACACCAAGUUGGUGGUAAGACGUCGAGUCGACAAGAACGUUCUGUCACCUGCCCAAGCAUCCCUGCGAACAAUUGAGUCUUUUUUCCCUUUGACCCCUGCCGAAUCUCAUGUCCUUCUGCUCUCACCUCGGGCAGAGCUCUCACCGAGCUACUUUCAGCUGUUGAUGUACACGCUGCUCGAGUAUAAAUAUGCUGCAAAGAGGACAGAUCUAGCCAACCGCCUCAUCGGGUUCUCACUGGAUCUUCCAACACAUGCCCCAGACCUCGAAACAGAGGCGCCUUGGACAUCAAGUCGGCUGAAUGAGCCACUCGUCCUUUGGCAAGUGCCGAAUACCAACGCAGCACUGUACUUUGGUGAGCGCUGGGCGGAGUUGCGUUCUUUCUUAUCCCUUCGGCUCGAGCUUGAUGCCGAUCUGUCUGGAAAGGUGCCUUCUACUCCGACCAUGUCUCAUGAGUUCCCAUCUUGGUUGCAAUCUAUGCUUGAAAUGAUGAGGGCACGUGAUUACUGGAUGAUGUAUCCAAACUACGCGGCCACUCGAGGUUCGGCAGCAGUGACGAUGCAUCGUGAAUUGCCUACCUCUCCAGAGGAGUAUAUGCAGGACCAAUCAGGCCAGCAAGCCACAGAGGCGAAUGGGCUUCAGAUGGCGGCGGAGCAGGUCCUCACAGCAAAUGACGAGGUAAAGCGAUUGACACGAAAAGAGCAUCGGCCGCAUCCUGCCUCGCUCGUAGCGCCGCUCUUGGAGUCAAUGAGUCUGGAGAUGCGGCAGAGCAACCUUGUAGAUGCCAUGCCGUUGAUAUCGUACAGUGGAGUUAAGAUUGAAUGGGAGGAGUCUGGAGCUUCGGCGUGGCAGUUUGCUAAGGAUUUCGCGCAGACGGUCGGAGGCUGCGCUAGCUACGACCCGGGGCACCAAGGCAGCGGCUCUGUCGAGUCACUGUUUUGUCUGGCGGGACGAUAGAACAAUUGAAUCAAGUAUUCGACGCCCAGCCGAGCGUGAUCAAAAUUAUACUCAUUCAUUCCUGGGAGUGUUUGCCGAGCAUUUUUACACGUUGUGUUCAACAACGAGCACAUCAGCGAUGGAAUUCAUGGGAAAUCUUGUAUGCUGUGAAUGCAAUUGUUUCGAGAAGGCAAGAUGCGCACAAGAUCGACAUGAUCGCGCCGCCGU
This is a messenger RNA of Exophiala oligosperma, 2315 nucleotides long. RefSeq lists its product as uncharacterized. The transcript has a single exon. Bases 135 to 2108 code for a protein of 657 amino acids. NCBI's taxonomy places the organism in Eukaryota, Fungi, Ascomycota, Eurotiomycetes, Chaetothyriales, Herpotrichiellaceae. The record is from RefSeq and is a predicted model, not a curated record.